Molecule: messenger RNA, 1158 nt
Organism: Camponotus floridanus (Florida carpenter ant)
Lineage: Eukaryota; Metazoa; Arthropoda; Insecta; Hymenoptera; Formicidae
Product: pancreatic triacylglycerol lipase
Exons: 7
Coding region: 75-1016 (313 amino acids)
Biological process (GO): lipid metabolic process
Molecular function (GO): lipase activity
Source: RefSeq, a predicted model, not a curated record
UAUAAAAGAGACGUCAGGAAACACGUUAAAAGUUAAAAUCUUCAAGAAGUUAUAAAGAAAUUAUAGCAAAGAUUAUGGCUUCCCCGGCGAUUGCAUUGUUGUACCCUACUUUAUUAGCGAUCCUCGCGAUGGAUGGGAAUUAUACGCUUUUCGCCGACGACCAUGGAACAUCGUACAUGAUCGAUGAAAGCGAACCUGUACCUACGGCGGCGGAACUCGCCGAGAUCGAGGAAUCCGCUCUCGAUACCUUCUUCUCUUUAUUCACACGAAACAACCCGAAAAAUGGACAGCAGUUAAUUGUCAACGACAAGGAAAGCGUGAAUAAUAGUUUUUGGAAUCCUGAACGUCCCACUAGCUUCUACGUUCAUGGAUGGCGGGGAAAUAUAUCGUCUGGAUCUCCUAGCACCUUGAUUCGAGAUGCUUAUCUCAGCACCGACGAUUGCAACGUCAUCCUGGUUGACUGGCAAAAAGCGGCUAGCAAUCUCUGGUACUGGAAAGUCGCGAGAAGCGUACCGUUCGUGGCAAAACAUGUGACUAAAAUGAUAAAUUUCCUGGAGAAGGAGGCGGGUCUGGAUACCUCCAGACUCAGACUGGUAGGACAUUCCUUGGGUGGGCAUAUCGUCGGUCUCGCAGCUCGUGGCGCCGACAGCAGAGUCGCUGAAGUGAUGGCUCUAGAUCCCGCGAAACCCGCGUUCAUCUCCAAAGGACCAGGCGAAAGGGUGGACAUCACGGAUGCGGUUAAGGUGCAGGGGAUCCACACGAGUUCGAUCGGUCUCGGAAAAGCAAUCGGUGACUCCGAUUUUUAUCCGAACGGCGGUAUCUUGCAACCGGGAUGCAGCAUAAUUAUACCCGCGUGCGCGCAUGAGAGAGCCUGGCAGUACUACGCCGAGUCCAUCAAGAACCCAACAGGUUUCCGCGCCGGUAACGUAUUCAUGGGCGGGCCAAAGUUCGAUUCAAACGCGAGAGGAAGGUACACUCUGAAAACCCGCAGAUCAUCACCGUUCGCACUCGGAUAGACGUUAUCAUCUUAUAACUAUCACUCCUGCAAAUAUUCUGCGAUAAAAAAAAAAUAAAUUUUCCUACAAGCAUUCUCAAGUCUGUCGUUACUGAAAUGACUCAUCCGAUAUUUUCGUUCUCUUCACAUACACAACUACAUUA